AUGCUGUUUUCUCUACCUCCUUACAGAUCGGGCUUCCCCCCCCCGGGCGUGCGUUUCCUUCCCCUUUUUUCUGGUACAGGAGAAACCGCAGGAGAACCCGUCGUCUUCGACUUUUGCCUCGGAUGCAGCGUCGUCGCCGUCCUCCCCCCCGCCGGCUCGGCCGAAGGCGGUGGUGAGCACCAAGUUCUCGGACGUACUGGCGUUCGGGGGGCCGGCGCCGGAGAGGAUCAACGGGAGGCUAGCCAUGGUGGGGUUCGUGGCGGCACUGGGGGUGGAGCUGGCGAGGGGGACAGGCCUCGCGGCGCAGGUGGCGGAGGGCGCGGGGGUGCCGUGGUUCGUGGCGACGGCGUCGGUUCUGUCACUGGCGUCGCUGGUGCCGUUGUUCAAGGGGGUGACGGCCGAGUCCCGCUCCGCGGGGCUGAUGACCUCCGACGCGGAGAUGUGGAACGGCAGGUUCGCCAUGCUCGGCCUCGUGGCCCUCGCCUUCACCGAGUUCGUCACCGGCGGUCCCCUGGUCUGAGGCCCACAACCAACGCUCACUUUCUCCUGCUGUACAAUCCUCCCUUGUUAACUGAUCUGAAGUAACCCAGCUGUACGUUGGUUGGGCCUCUUUGGGUAUUUGGACUAGCUGGGCCUAUUAAACACUCUCGAAUUAUUCCAAAUUAUCCUUCAUAUUCCAUUUUAUCGCACUAAUAUAUAUAUAUAUAUAUAUUAUACUAAACCAUCCGAUUUUAUUACUUCAGGAUAAUACUAACUCUUGAUUUGAGAGUUAACCUCACAAAAACUCAACCCACUAUGAUUAGCUCAAUUGUCAAACGACAUUGCAAAGUAUUAAUGGUUAAAAAUACCUAAAUAACAGAUUUACCCUUGAGAUGGGUUUGAGAUCACAAUCUCUCUCUCUCUAUAGAGGGGGAGGCUAUCUACUUCCACGAGGCAGUGUCAACUCUACAAUGGGUUUCAUUCUCUCUCUCUGUCUCUCUCUCGCUAAAGGGGGGGAGGCUAUCUAUUCCCCCGAGAGAGGGUCAACUUUACAAUGGGUUUCAUUCUCUCUCUCUCUCUUUUUCUAGACGUUGUGUAUAAAGAAGCGGUCAACAACAGGUGGGAAGAAGGUGAAGAUCGGAGGGAGGGAGCUGCUAGAAGAUGUGGCAUGGAAUGUGCAUGAGACUUCGGAGAUCGGUUGAGGUCUGUCCGAUCUUCAAGAGCAUUUUAGGAAGAACAGAUUUAUAUCCCUUUCUUUCUCGCUUUAGACAUUGGUGGGAAUUAUUCGUCAUGCAUGGAGAGGGAGGAAUAUCCGUCAGGGCUCGAAGACCAUGCUCUCGGCUUCCUUCUUCACGGCCUGGAAGAGCACCGAGGAGAGGUAGCGUUCCCCGAAGCUGGGGAAGACCACCUGCCCACCCAGAGAUCAACACUCAACGGGUCAAAACAAGCCUCUUUCAUAGAAAGCGAGAGGGAGAGAGAGAGAGAGAGAGAGAGGGGAGAGAGAGGAUUACCACGAUGA
This is a messenger RNA of Spirodela intermedia, 1498 nucleotides long. The record is from the annotation of a GenBank genome assembly. Lineage: Eukaryota; Viridiplantae; Streptophyta; Magnoliopsida; Alismatales; Araceae.